Vigna unguiculata (cowpea) is the source of this 2235-nucleotide messenger RNA. RefSeq names its product putative ribose-5-phosphate isomerase 2 pseudogene. The record is from RefSeq and is a predicted model, not a curated record. Lineage: Eukaryota; Viridiplantae; Streptophyta; Magnoliopsida; Fabales; Fabaceae.
UCGAAUCUCUUUCUUUCUGUGUCUCUUUCCCCUAACCGCGCGAAACACGUCAAUUUCUCUUCAAACCACAAAAACGCAGUGUUUGAACAAAACUGCUUUCUCUAUAUAUACCCAAACAAUCUCAACCCUCUCUAACCCUCUAACCCUAUCUCUUUCUCUCUAUAUAUAUCUCAUUUCUCUUCCCACCACACGUUUAAACCUCUGGGCUUGGCAAAGUUUAGGCCUUUUCACCCAUUCAGAUGGCCAUUCCCUACCCCCAUUUCAUCGCCACCGAGAAGGCCGCCAUGGACGCCGGCCUUCUCCUCCCCUCCUCCUCCUCCUCCUCCCGCUCCCCCUCCGUCAUAUUCACCCAAGAUGACCUCAAGAAGAUCGCCGCCUACAAGGCCGUCGAGUACGUCGAAUCCGGCAUGGUUCUCGGCCUUGGCACUGGCUCCACCGCCAAGCACGCCGUCGACCGAAUCGGCGAGCUUCUCCGCCAGGGCAAGCUCAAAGACAUCGUUGGAAUACCCACCUCCAAGAUAACCCACGAACAGGCACUCUCCCUCGGGAUCCCCCUGUCCGAUCUCGAUUCCCACCCUGUUGUCGAUCUGGCCAUCGACGGCGCCGACGAGGUUGACCCAUUUCUCAACCUCGUUAAGGGUCGCGGUGGCUCCCUCCUGAGGGAGAAGAUGGUGGAGAGCGCGUGCAAGAAGUUUAUUGUCAUUGUUGAUGAGUCCAAGCUUGUGAACUAUGUUGGGGGGAGUGGAUUGGCCAUGCCCGUUGAGGUUAUUCGGUUUUGUUGGAAGUUCACUGCGGAGAGGUUGCGCAAGCUGUUUGAGGAGGCUGGGUGUGUUGCCAAGCUUAGGACUUUUGGGGAGAACGAGGAGCCCUAUGUCACCGACAAUGGGAACUUCAUUGUGGAUUUGUAUUUCGAGAGGAGUAUUGGGGAUUUGAAGGCUGCCAGUGAGGCAAUUCUGCAGCUUGCUGGGGUGGUGGAGCAUGGCAUGUUUCUAGAUAUGGCUACCACGGUUAUUGUGGCAGGGGAGCUGGGCUUGACGGUGAAGAAUAAAUAGUUUUUGAGGCUUUGGAAAAGAGGUGGUUAGGAGAAUGAAGGUAGGUUAAUUGGUCAAGGUUGAGCUUUGACAUGGGGUUCUAACUAAUUGUAUGGUGUAGUAGUGGAGUUUUCUAUUCAGGGUAAUGGGGGGUUUAAUGAAAUCCUUUUGUUAUUGAAUACAAAUGUUAGAGAAAGUUUCUUAAUACUCGGUAGUUUUGUUUGUUUUUUUUUUUUAGGGUGGGAUUAGUUUGAACAAGCAGAGAGACCAUGGAGACUUGUUGGACAGCUGAUCAUUAGGAUAUUAAUCUCAUGCAAUGGCUGUUGUGUGGUAUUGAAUCAAUUGUCCACACAAUUUGUUAUUGAAUUGACAUGUUUAACAAAUUGAAUCUAUCUAAUUUAAUUUUUCUAUUUUUUUCCCUUUGCCUAGAUAUUAUUGAAUUGUACAAUUAUAGUGUGGUGCCUAUUUGUGAUGUACCAUGUUUGUGUUCAUUAGUAUGCAGUGCCUAUUUGUUUUAUGGCAUGCUUCGGUCGAUGUGUGUUUGGUUUCAUGAUUCAGAUGAAAUUUUCAGAGGCUUAUAGUUCGGGCCUCCACAUUUUGAACAUAAUUCAAUUCUUAAUGGAUUUUCAAUUCAAGCACACCAGUCAUUUGGAUUUGUGUCAACCUGUAAUCAAAUAUUGGUUGCUUCAGUGUGUAUUUUGGGGAAUUGUGUCGCACACUGAACCAAACACAGGGUUAUAAUUGCGUAGAAUUAACUUUCAACUAAUCUACCUUGGAUGUGUGUGCAAAUUAAUAUUAACUGCAGAUUUUUAUUGAAAGUAAUUGCUAGCUGAAAGCCGAGGGGAGUUUUGAAGGCCAUUAUACUCUGUUCAAGGGAAUUUUUACACCUGAGACUGUCAUGUAAAAGGAGAAGUGGAUAUGUGUUGGAACCCAGCAAUAGACCUUUUACGCUUAGAAAGAGGAUAUGUGUUGGAUUAGUGUUAUGUUGGGCGGCUCGGAAACUUGACAAAAGUACAAACACACUUAAUUAUUGUAUUGUUGCACAAUUACUUUCUCUUCUAUUGUUAUUGUGUAUCUCAAAUUCUCAUUUUAGAAAUUGUUUUUAGCUAGUUGCAUCCAUUCAUUUAAUAACUCAUUGGACUUGAAUAACCUGAUUUGUAAUUGACGUCUGUAUCUGCAAUCUGACUGGAGGUACUCUUAUUAA